AUGAAGCUUCUAGCAGUCGGCUGGGAGAUCCAGAGGGGCAGGAUUUGGUACCUCGGCAAGACGACGCGUGUAUGGCCCAUCUUGAUCUUUGAGAAGGCCGGUCUUGGGACCUUGGGGGAUUUCAUGAAGAGCGACCAAGGCAAGGCCCUAUCCUUGGAAGACAGGGGGAAGAUCUGUUGCGACAUUGCCUCAGCCAUUGCCUUCUCUCAUCGAAAAGGCAUAUUCUUGAUGUUCGAAGAGAACGGCCCUGUUCCAAAGCUCGCCGACUUUGGGUUUGCCGCCUUCGCUUCAAACAAGCUCAUCGAAAUCGCGAAGCUGUCUGACAUCUUUUCCUUUGAAAUUCUGUGUUUGUGGGUCCUUUUCCGAGAGGAGCUUGUCAAAAGGGGCGAGGACCUCACCAAACCGCUUCCGCCCAAGGGCCUGGUCGCUUCAGCGGUGACUACGUUGUCUGGGGUGCUCAAGCCAAUCGGUCGGGUUUUGGGUUUCGUUGACCAAGACGUUUCUCCGGAUAUACAGAUCAUCGGCGCUCAUAAUACAUUCCCCAAAGAGACAAAUAAGAUAAAGACGCUUGCUCUUGAGCUUGUUAGCGGACUGCCCCAUACGGUGUGGAAGGAGAGGUUGGAACAACUAUUCAUGUCAGCACUCGAUACUGACACCGAAAAGAGGGCCCAAUCUGUUGAAUACUUGAUGCGGUUCCUUGGCAAUCAAAGUCCCGCCGAUUCAUUCACUCUGAUACGCAGAGACUCGGCAGGAGAAAGUGACCGCCGAGACGGUUCAUCCGCAUACAGGUCAUUCCCAACAGCAAGCAGCUUCGAUAUACUCAAAUCUCUGCAAACACCGUGUUCCGCGGACUUCCGUCUGGCAGUUUGCAAGCAGAUCGGCUUUGGGACCAGCCGGGAUCCUGAGCAAGCCGCUCUCCACCUGAAAGAAGCAAAGGAAUUGCAGCAGCUGUCGUCCAGCUUUGAGUUGGCGAUGGAUGAAACAAACCUGCUGUCGCAAAUCAAACAAAGUAGCUCUCUCCAAAAACCCUCGAACGAAAAACUCAGCAUCUUUUACAGAAAUGGCAUCAUCGCGCCUAUCCAUCAAGGCAUAGAUAUGACCAUCAGCUCGCCCGAAACUCAAGAGAAAAUUAUCGGCGAGCGUCGGGCUGAGAUUGAAAGGAUGGAAUCUGCAUUGGGAAGAACCCACCCAGCUAUCAUCAACCUCAAGUGGACGCUCCUCUCUCUGCUCGAAAUGAGCCAUGAUCCGCUCGCCCCGAUCGACUUUGCCCACGAGAUGGCAAAAGUCUUGGAACAGGACGAGGACUACGGCCCACAGCAUCGUGAUGCUCUACUGGUCAAGGGGUACCGCUCCCUGUCUUUCAUGAGAAUCAUGCCUCAAGGGCUCCCGGCGAUCACUUCACGGCUAAAAGAAACCGAAGCCACUCUUGCUCAGUCGAGCGUCAAGGACCACGUUGUGACUUCGAUCGUUCGGGUUGCCCUCGCCGACUGUUUGGCUGUCAAGGGCUAUCACAUCCAGGCGGAGGAACUCCUCCAACAAGUUGGACCACAACUCAUAGCCAUGUUCGGCCCAAACCACCCCAAUACCGUUUCCUGCUCGAAAGGACAGCUCACCGUCUACUGCGGGAGGGGAAAUUCUCUCAAGGCAUUGAUAUUCUCAAAUCAGCAAUCAAGGACAUGGAAGCCCUAG
Canariomyces notabilis is the source of this 1689-nucleotide messenger RNA. RefSeq lists its product as uncharacterized. The record is from RefSeq and is a predicted model, not a curated record. Bases 1 to 1689 code for a protein of 562 amino acids. NCBI's taxonomy places the organism in Eukaryota, Fungi, Ascomycota, Sordariomycetes, Sordariales, Chaetomiaceae. The transcript is spliced from 6 exons. Gene Ontology annotation, biological process: protein phosphorylation. Gene Ontology annotation, molecular function: protein kinase activity; ATP binding.